AUGCGGCGCUAUGCUUGGCCCAGGAGAGCCAUGGUAGUCAUCAACUCGGUGCUGAAGCUUCUCCAGCGGCAGACAUACACCUGUCUGUCCCACCGCUAUGGACUCUACCUCUGCUUCGGAGGCAUCGUCCUGAUGAUUGUCUCUGCUUUUCAAUUCGGGGAGGUCGUGGUCGAGUGGAGCCGAGACCAGUACCAUGUGCUGUUUGACUCCUACCGAGACAAUUUGGGUGGCAAAUCCUUUCAAAGCAGGCUCUGCCUGCCCAUGCCGAUCGAUGUGGUGUACACGUGGGUGAACGGUACCGACGUGGCUCUGCUGAAAGAGCUGAAGACUGUGCGAGAGCAACUGGCAGAGGAACAGAGAGCUCUUAGAGAACGUUUGGGGAAAAAUGCAAGUGAGACAACAGAAGAGCCUAAAGUCAGGGCCAAAGCGGAAUGCUUGCUCUCCCAUUGCGUGGUCGCACCUAUGCUGGCGCUGGAUCCCGCCCUGCCCCCAAACACAACACUCCAGGAGCUGCCGUCAUUCUCCAACUCUCUGACCGGCGCCAAGGAGCUGCUGCGGCUCCGUAAACCCGUCCACCCGGCCACCGCCGCCACCGUGCUGGUCUUCGGUUCUCAGGCUGAUGCUGAGAAAGCCUACGUUGAAGCCUUUAAGGAAGACAAGAAAUUCGCUGUCUCGAGAUGUUAUCUGACUACAGAUAAGGAGGCUCCGGGUCUCAUCCGCGUGCAGACUCUGGCCUACCUCAGUGGCUUCCCGGGCUCCUUUAAGGAGACUGAGCAGCUGAGAGCCAAACUGCCUUCUUUAGUCACUGACAAGAUCAAGCAGUUUGAGUUGUACUCUGAGGCCAGCAUCGCUUUGCUCCACCUUAAAAGCCCGCAAGACUUCACCGACCUCAUGCAAAAGUCCAAGAAGAACCUGACGCUAGACGGGAAAGAACUAACCAUUAGCCCCGCCUACCUCUUCUGGGACCUGACUGCCAUCUCACAGUCCAAGCAGGAUGAAGACGUUUCGGCCAGCCGCUUCGAGGACAACGAGGAGCUGCGCUACUCUUUGCGCUCCGUGGAGAAACAUGCCCCGUGGGUGCGACACAUCUUCGUAGUCACCAACGGGCAGAUUCCCUCCUGGCUCAAUCUGGAUAACCCUCGAGUUUCGGUCGUCACACAUCAGGAGCUUUUCUUGAACCGCAGCCACCUCCCUACAUUCAGCUCACCGGCCAUCGAGAGCCACAUCCAUCGCAUCCAGGGACUCUCUCAGAAGUUCAUUUACCUAAAUGACGACGUGAUGUUUGGUAAAGACGUCUGGCCGGAUGACUUCUACAGCCAUUCCAAGGGACAGAAGGUGUAUCUCACUUGGCCCGUUCCCAAUUGUGCGGAAGGAUGCCCAGGAUCAUGGAUCAAAGAUGGCUAUUGUGACAAAGCGUGCAACAACUCGGCGUGUGACUGGGAUGGAGGAGACUGCACGGGAGCCGCUGGGAGCAGCAGAUACCCAGGUGGGAUCGGCGCCGGCAGUCCCGGUGGAGGUGGUGGGCAGGUGUGGCAGUUUCCUGGCGGUCAAGGCGGCCUGGCCGGAGCCUCGUAUUGCAACCAAGGUUGCGCCACCUCCUGGUUGGCAGACAAAUUCUGCGACCAAGCCUGCAACGUGCUCGCUUGCGGCUUUGACGUGGGCGACUGUGGCACAGACCACUUUGGAGAGCUGCUGCGCGUCAACCUGCUGAGCAACCAAACUGCCUACAACCUCCCAGUUGGCGAGAUUAGACCUUAUUUCAGCUUUAAAGGGCUGGCUCACAGGGUCUCGGAGGCCAAUGUGGUGGACAACCCGGUGGUACGUCACACCUCUGUGGCCAACAAAUGGAAGACCAUCCACCUUCUGCUCCACGCUGGCCACAACGCCACUGUAGUACAUUACAAUAUCACCUUCCAAAGGGAAGACAGCACGAGUUUUACCAAGAUAUUUAACGUGGCCGUUGACACGCGUCAGCUUCCGCAGGUUAACAGGACGCAAAAACGCAAGGAAAAAAGUCCCAGCCAGAAUUCCGCCGUGACGACAGAACCGCCUUUUUUGUUCUCGGAUGUUCCCGAGGAUAAGAGGGGUCCCAAGAUCCAGAAGAAGCCACCGCGUGAAUUGGAGGCCAUCGUAGAAGUUCCCACGUUCAACGAGUCGCUUUUGCCAGCUCCUCUGCGCAGCGAGCUUGACAAACUGGAUGAGAAACUGUUGAAAGGUGAUAUCACCAUGAAGGGUUACAACCUCACCAAGGCUCAACUGCUAACCGCCAACCGGGAAGAACAGGACAGAGAUCACCUUGAUAGCCCAGCUGUGGUCCAGAGGCCUAAAACCUCUAAGCUGCUGAGCCACAUUACCAAAGUGAAGAGCACUAUAGGCGAAGUGGAGCUUCCCCUCAUCGCCGGAGUCGGAAGGAGGCUUCAACACUUUGUCCUCGCUGACCGAGGUUUCUUUCCAUGGGAGAAGAAGAAGUACUUUCAAGACCUUCUCGAGGAAGAAGAGCGUCUGCAAAGUGAGCUGACCUACGACAUCGAUGGCACCGCCGCCGGCCGCAAGCUACAAGACACGUUUGCAGACUCGCUACGUCACGUCAACAAGCUGCUCAACCGCCAGUUUGGCUUCGCCUCCCGCAAAGUCCCCGCGCACAUGCCACACAUGAUUGACAGGCUGGUUAUGCAGGAGCUGCAGGACACAUUCCCAGAUGACUUUGAUCAGACAUCCAGGCACCGCGUGCGUCAUCCGGAUGACAUGCAGUUUGCCUUCUCUUACUUCUACUUCUUGAUGAGCACUCAGCAGCAGCUAAACGUCUCAGAGGUGUUCGACGAGGUCGACACCGACCACUCUGGUGUUCUGUCGGAUCGCGAGAUACGAACUCUGGCCACGAGGCUCCACGAGCUGCCCCUCAGCCUCCAGGACCUGACAAGUUUGGAACAGAUGUUGAUCAACUGCUCCAAGACUCUCCCGAGGAACUUGAGCCAGCUCCAUCUAGUAAACCCAACACAGGAAGCAUAUUACGACCACAGCAUGCCACCAGUCACUAAAAGUCUCAUCACGCACUGCGCUCCCAUUACGGACCGCAUUCGCAAAGCCUUUGUGGACCAGAACAAGUACAAGUUUGAGAUCAAGGGAGAGGAGGACAUAGCGUUCAAAAUGGUCCGCACCAACGUCUCUCAUGUCGUUGGCCAGUUGGACGACAUCAGAAAGAAUCCCAGGAAGUUCAUCUGUCUGAACGACAACAUCGACCAUGCCCAUAAGGACGCCGCCACAGUGAAAGCCGUUUUGAGGGACUUCUACGACUCCAUGUUCCCGCUACCGUCCCAGUUUGAGCUGCCCAGAGAGUACCGCAACCGCUUCCUGCACAUGGAUGAGCUUCAGGAAUGGCGAGACUAUCGGGACAAGCUGAAGUUCUGGACCCACUGCGUCCUAGUGACGCUGGUGACCUUCACGGUCUUGUCCUUCUUCACCGAACAGCUUAUCCACUUAAAGCGCAAGUUAUUCUCCCGACACAAAACGGCCAAGGACAACAACCCCGAGAGAGUUUAA
Nerophis lumbriciformis (worm pipefish) is the source of this 3540-nucleotide messenger RNA. NCBI's taxonomy places the organism in Eukaryota, Metazoa, Chordata, Actinopteri, Syngnathiformes, Syngnathidae. The record is from RefSeq and is a predicted model, not a curated record.